AAUGGAAGCGGAGGAGGAAGAAGGCAGCUACUAGGAGGGGUCAAGGAGAAGAUGUCUCUCGAACAUUACGUCGAUUUCUUCAUCUCUCGCGACAGCCACGGUUUCACCGUCAAUUUCCUCAAUCAGGUCAUUCAGAUGCACGGUUUCAUGAAGAUCAGAUCGCCUAAGAAUGUGAUAGCCGACGCCAUCGAUACACUAGAUCUAGUAGAACCUUGGCGCUCGACUGUGAAGCAGAAUGUUACUUCGUCGACAGCCACUUCGACCCUAAUUCUCGAUGACGUGAUAGCCGACCUCGAAUACCUGAAAUGGCAGGAGUGCUGUAUGACUUCACUUCAGAUCCUCAACGCUGAGAAAGAGGCAGCGAAAAUCGCACCUGCAAUGUCUAAGUUUAAAGACAAAUCGAGCAAGAGGAAGAAAUCGUCGACGAAGAGAGAUGAUUCCCUAAGAGCGGUAAUACAGUAA
Molecule: messenger RNA, 462 nt
Organism: Tarenaya hassleriana
Lineage: Eukaryota; Viridiplantae; Streptophyta; Magnoliopsida; Brassicales; Cleomaceae
Exons: 3
Coding region: 52-462 (136 amino acids)
Source: RefSeq, a predicted model, not a curated record